AGCCGAUCACUCUGAAUGCCCCGCCAAUCAAGCUGCGGACCUAGAGGACAAAAAGGAAAGUGAGAAAGAUCGGGAAAGUGAAUCAACAAUGACAGUUCAAAAAGUCUUGGUUGAUAAAUCCAAUUUAGCAGAUUUUGUUGGCAAACCUGUCUUUCAUGCUGAACGCAUCUAUGACCAGACACCCAUUGGGGUUGUCAUGGGUCUUGCUUGGACUUCAAUGGGUGGUUCCACACUGUAUAUAGAGACUACUCGCGUUGAGGAAGGGGAGGGAAAAGGUGCACUGCAUCUCACUGGUCAGUUAGGAGAUGUCAUGAAAGAAAGUGCUCAGAUUGCUCACACGGUUGCCAGAGGCAUAAUAGCAGAGAGAGAGCCAGAGAACUCAUUCUUUGCGAAUGCAAAGCUUCAUCUCCAUGUUCCCGCUGGGUCCACACCCAAGGACGGACCCAGUGCUGGUUGCACCAUGAUUACUUCACUGCUUUCCCUUGCCAUGAAGAAGCCCGUGAGGAAGGAUCUAGCAAUGACUGGGGAGGUGACGCUUACCGAAAGAUCCUCCCAAUUGGUGGGGUUAAGGAGAAAACUAUCGCGGCUAGAAGGAGUGAGGUCAAGACCAUCGUGUUCCCUUCAGCGAAUCGGAGAGACUAUGACGAGCUGGCGCCUAAUGUGAAAGAAGGCCUUGAUGUUCAUUUUGUUGAUGAUUACAUGCAGAUAUUUGACUUAGCUUUUGGCCACGAGCAGAGUUAGAAAGUGAAGGUACUCUUACGAAAAAUAUAAUAUCAUGUCGCACACCUUGAAGGCCUUUGAGAUAAAAUUCUUUGUUGUGCUGCGGAAUGCAGCCUGAUUUUUGGAGUCCCAUCACUUCUGUGUAUUUGGUUGAGUUUUCUUCUUUUCCCCGGAAACGUACGG
This is a messenger RNA of Neltuma alba, 903 nucleotides long. RefSeq names its product lon protease homolog 1, mitochondrial-like. Gene Ontology annotation, molecular function: ATP-dependent peptidase activity; single-stranded DNA binding; serine-type endopeptidase activity. NCBI's taxonomy places the organism in Eukaryota, Viridiplantae, Streptophyta, Magnoliopsida, Fabales, Fabaceae. Gene Ontology annotation, biological process: protein catabolic process; mitochondrion organization; chaperone-mediated protein complex assembly. Bases 89 to 664 code for a protein of 191 amino acids. The transcript is spliced from 3 exons. The record is from RefSeq and is a predicted model, not a curated record. Gene Ontology annotation, cellular component: mitochondrial matrix.